CCGUGAGAGUGGGCGUCGCUGCGGGGGUUUGUGGUAGGGGCUUCUAGGCCGGGCACCAGCCGCGCCCUGCCCCUUCCAUCCGGGGUUCGGGGUACGGUCGCCCCUGGUGGGCGGCUCCCGAAUCUUGAAGAAGAGCUCGAGAACUCGGACCGCCCGAGAGCUGCAGAGCCGCUCUGGGCAGGCGGGAAGAUGGCGGCGGCUUCUGUGUCUGCGACUUCUGAUUCUCAGUUCUCGAACAUCUUAACUGAACCAUCAAGGUCUAGUGGAAGUAUGGUUCGACGUUCUUCAUCUGCAUAUGUAGUAUAUCCACCCGACAAGCCUUUCCUCAACAGUGACCUGCGACGCUCCCCAAAUAAGCCUACAUUUGCCUAUCCAGAAAGCAACAGCAGAGCUAUAUUUUCUGCUCUGAAGAAUCUUCAAGAUAAGAUUCGACGCUUGGAACUUGAAAGGAUUCAGGCAGAAGAAAGUGUGAAAACCUUGUCUAAAGAAACAAUUGAGUACAAGAAAGUGCUGGAUGAACAGAUACAAGAAAGGGAAAAUUCAAAAAAUCAGGAAUCAAAACACAAUCAAGAACUGACAUCUCAAUUGUUAGCUGCAGAAAAUAAAUGUAAUCUUUUAGAAAAACAGUUGGAAUAUAUGCGCAAUAUGAUAAAGCACGCAGAAAUGGAGAGAACAUCUGUCUUAGAGAAACAGGUCUCCCUAGAAAGAGAACGACAGCAUGAUCAAACACAUGUUCAGAGCCAAUUGGAAAAACUGGAUCUUCUUGAACAAGAGUAUAACAAGCUUACCACAAUGCAGGCUCUUGCUGAAAAAAAGAUGCAAGAGCUGGAAGCAAAACUUCACGAAGAAGAACAGGAAAGAAAACGAAUGCAAGCCAAGGCAGCUGAGUUGCAGACUGGUCUGGAAACAAAUAGACUUAUCCUUGAUGAUAAGACAACCUCUUAUGUUCCCAGUGGGAGAAGAAUUAAAAAGAAGAAACCAAAACCUCCAGAAAAGAAAAGUCCUAGGAACUACCUUGGAACACAGCCACAUUAUAGAUUAUGUUUGGGUGACAUGCCAUUUGUAGCUGGAAAGUCAACAAGUCCCAGUCACGCCGUGGUCGCCAACGUUCAGCAUGUCCUGCAUCUACUGAAACAGCACAGUAAAGUUCUGUGCAACGAUCGCGUAGUCAACAAUGUUCCUUUGGUGAAACAAAUGUCGCCACGAAGCAGUAGAAGUAAGAAGUCAGGCACCCCUCCCUCCUGCAGCAUUCAUGAAGAGUUGUCAGAAGUCUUACAGACUUUACAGGAUGAAUUUGGGCAAAUGAGCUUUGAUCACCAACAACUUGCAAAACUCAUCCAGGAGUCACCAACUGCUCAGCUAAAAGAUAACUUGGAGUGUGAACUAGAGGCAUUAGUGGGAAGGAUGGAGGCAAAAGCCAACCAAAUAACUAAAGUUCGGAAGUACCAGGCCCAGCUGGAGAAGCAGAAGACAGAGAAACAAAGGAAGGAAUUAAGAUCCACGAAGAAGACUCUUGAGGAAGAUGGAAGCAGCAGCAACCGAACUGGAAUCACAGGGAACACAAAUAAGAAGGAUUAUACCAAAUUACGACCUGGAGAAAAAAGCAGGAAAAAUCUGCAGUUAUUGAAGGACAUGCAAACCAUACAGAAUUCAUUACAAAGUGGUGAUUUGUGUUGGGAUUACUGACUAUCAGGUCAUUAAAAAGUGUAACAAUCAUUUGAAUUUUAGUAGCUGAAAGUCCUCAUUAGAAAAGUGAUUAAAUGGUGCUAAAACUCACCCCAGCGCUGAACUAUAAGUGAAACUGAAACAACCAUUCCAGCCUUUGAUACUCUUUAAGGUGAGAUUUUAAAAUAAAUACUUCCAGUUUUAUCUGAUACUUUAUAGUAAAUGAAUAUGUAAUAAUCUGUCCACUUAUGUCGAAUCAGAACUUUAAUGCAUUGCAGAUAUAUAAGAUGCCCGUUUUGGAUACCAUGCCCUGUGACCUACAGUUUGUUUAUGUACUGGUUGUAGACCUCUGAAGUGUUACUACAGGGCACUGAGUGCGGUGCUUAUAGUCCUGUAUGCAGAGCUGUGGGAUACAGAGGAUUGAUGAAUUGGGAUAGGUUCUCAUAGGAUGACAUGACACCUAACAUCUAGCACAGUUGGUCAACCUGUUCUCUGCCAGGAGUCAUCGGGAUGAUAUUUGCAGACCAUACAGUAUUAUCAACUUAAGGAAAGUAGCCUUUAGAUUUGUUGAUUUCAAGUCCUGCCUGCAGGCCUCACUUUCCUUAACCUUGAUCUGCAGAAUAGGAAUCAGUCAGUAGGGAAAACAGUGAAAGGAGGCAGGAAACUAUAGUUUCCAUGGAAUAGCAUAAUAGUACUGGUAAUUAAAAAAAUGUGUGCAAGUGAGAAUGGAACAGUAGGCAGAGAGCAGGUAUCAGGAGUCUAUUCAUCUCUAAGUUCUGUGUUCCCUAAAUUCUGUGUUCCCUGGGAAAGGUACAUCUGUUCUGCCAUCUCAUAGACAUGCAUCAACAAUGAAUUUCACACUUAUGAAAUAUUGUGUAAAGUGCUACUGAUCUUUCUCCCCUCCUACACUUGAAGCCCUGAGCCAUCUUAAAUGCUUAGAGUGCAUGCACGUCAAUUAGAUUUCUUACAUAAAAUGAGGAAAACCACAGGAAGGUUUUGAACAGAGACUUUACUCGCUUUUGAGUGAAAUUUAUGAGAAUUUAAACCACUCUUUAUAUUACAAUAGAAAACUUGAAAUUAUUGAUCUCCAGCUGUAUUCUUUUAUGUUGGCUAAUGAUUAUGAUUGAAUGGAGAAUGGAUUUAAUAUUUGGAGUGCAAAACUUAGCUUAUUAACUACUUACUGUAAGGAAAAUUUUAACACAGUAAUCAAGUGACCAGUAAAUUUCACACAAUAGCCAAUCAUUUUGGUACCAAUUGUACUAAUACUGCUCCCUGUAAAACCAAGAGCAAGGCAAGGUUCAAAUCGUAGUGAAUUACUAAGGGAAACCAUUCUAUGCAAUGGUUCAGUCCCAGUAUAAGCACAACAGGCAGGGUUGGACCAGGCAGAGACUUCCUGUGGGGCUCUCCGUGGGCAGCAGGGCCAUAGUGCUCUGAAUUCACCCUGUGAUGUAGGAUGUGAGCAUCACAAGUUGUGGUCUAACCAGUUACAUCGUAAUCUCCUCCCCAUAUCACUUUUUUCUAAGCUCCUCAAGGCAAAAUGGCCUCAAAUUGAGCAUUUCCAUUUGGAGCAGGCAAAUUAAAUUUCCAAAUAACAUUUCUGCCCAAAAAAAUCCUAAGGCAAACAAGUUUAAACAUGGAUGAAAUUUUCUUAAACAGAUAAGGGGCAAGAAGCUCCCUUGUAACAGUUAAGUACAUAUCUCUUCUCGAAUAAAACAAAGGAGUCAGAUGUCAUACCAGCACCAAACCCCUGCAGCAGGCCAACAGUGAAACAAGAUUUCCUUUACUGGCACUGAGACUGUGAUGCAGCUUUUUCUUGCAGUUACAUUUAAUCAUUUAUUAGCGUUUCAGAAUUUGCAACAUAGUAGUAAAAUAUUUUAUGUGAAAUUUGAGCACAGUACAACUCUGCAUACUUGAGAAAAACCAAUUAAUUUGCAAAUGCAACAGAAGGUACAUGGCAAGUUUCUCGGCAGUUGUUAGACACAAAAAAUAGGGUAACAUGUCCUAUGAUGUUUCUAGUAAUUGGGAAAAUGAAACUAACCUGAAGAGCGUAUUAAUCUUAGAUAUCCUGGUUGUUUUACGUUUCCCUUUUUAUUUCCCCACCGACAUAGCCAUAAGGCAUCAUUUUGGAAUAACUUUCUGGUAAGUAUACAAAUAAUUAUCAGCAGUAAUUUUCAAUUAUGAGUACUCAUAACAUUCUGAAGAC
This is a messenger RNA of Ochotona curzoniae (black-lipped pika), 3868 nucleotides long. RefSeq names its product centrosomal protein 57 (gene CEP57). Gene Ontology annotation, cellular component: centrosome. The record is from RefSeq and is a predicted model, not a curated record. The coding region runs from base 190 to 1686 and encodes 498 amino acids. NCBI's taxonomy places the organism in Eukaryota, Metazoa, Chordata, Mammalia, Lagomorpha, Ochotonidae. The transcript is spliced from 12 exons. Gene Ontology annotation, molecular function: microtubule binding; identical protein binding; gamma-tubulin binding.